GUCAUGACGCUCGUUACGUGCGAGACAUGGCUGUGGCGGAGCUGCAGCCUGUAGCCUAGCACUAAACAAACACUUGUGGCUGUUUUACCACAAAUCUGACCAAAAUGAAACCUCUAGACUCGGAUGAAGAGGAGGCAGAGCAGCUCGGGGCUUUUCAGAAGGACGUCCGGAAGCAAGCCAAUCAGAGCAUCCAGGAGCUCAGCAGUGCUCUGGAACAGCCCAGUCCCUUUGCUGAAGCGGAGCAGGAGGCGGCCGUCAGGGGCAGUGACGCUGGCGCCUUCGUCCUACGUGAUGCUAAUCCAGAGUGGAGCCAGAAAACACAGAGUGAAGCAGUGAACCAGCUAAAAAUCCUUCUCCUGAAGCAAAGCAAAGAGAUCCCUGCUGCUUUUUCUCCUCCAAAGAGACUCUCUCCAACCAGGAGAACACCACAAGAGGGGAGGUCCGGUUUACACACGGUUCAAGAUUUGGUCCCAAUGAUCCACAACCAGUCAGACUAUAUUCAGCACCUGGAAGCAGAGGUGAAGCUCUGCAAAGAAGAGCUUCAGGGGAUGAAACAGCGCGUUAUGGUGGUCGUACUGGAGAACGAAAAGUUACAGUCGCAACUCAAAUCCAGAACAACAGAGGAGACGCUCAGAGACUUCACGAUUCACACGACGGUAAAUGAAGGCGUCUCAGCAAAUGGACAACUGUCUUCCAAAAAAUGGGAAAAUGAGAUGGAACAACUAAAGAUCAUCUAUGCAGCUCAAAUUGAAAGCUUGGAGGCGCAGGUUCGCUCUCUCAGAAAAGAGUUGGCAGCGUCUCAAAAAGAAUCCGAGGAAGUCCGAGUUCGCCUGAGACACAAGGAAAAGCAGUUAGCCCACGCCACCAGAGCUGACGCGGCGCCCCCGGUGUCAGGCCUGUGUCUGAAGUGCGCCCAGCAUGACGCGGUCCUGGCCGGGACGCACACAAACGUACACGUCCAAGCGAUCGAACGACUGACGAAGGAACGGGACGAGCUGCUGCUGGCUCUGCAGACGGUACGAGCGAGCCAGCAGGAGGCGCAACAGAGGGAGUGGUCCGCGUGUCUUCAGGUCAAACAGGCUGUGGAGAUGGCGGAAGAAGCAAAUCUCCAUAAAGCAAAGAUGGAGGUGCAGUGUGAACAGUUGUCUCGAGAGUUGGGGCGGCAGAGGGAGCAACUGGAAAGAGACCGACAAGGCCUAAAGCAGAGACUGAGUGGAGCUCGAGAAGAAGGCAGAGCUGAGUCCCACAAACAGAAAGAGGAGCUCACGAAAAGAGUUUCUAAUCUAACCCAACGCCUCGCCGCUUUGGAAACGGAGCUGGACCGAACAAGUCGAGAUAAAACCUCAUUGUCCAAUCAGCUGGACGACGCUGUUCGCAAACUCACUACUCAAGAGGAAGACAGCACCAGGCUGAAUGUGGAUCUGCGAUACCAGCUAAGCCAAGCCCUGCUGAAGAAAGAGGAGGCAGAGCGAGAACUCCGAGAUCUCAGUGCUAAAACCCACCGGCAGAUCGAGAAAGCAGCACAGGAAGUGGAAAGGUUGAACUCGGAGCUGGUUGGCUGCCGGCAGCACCUGGAGGCGGUCCAAAGGGACGGGAGCCAAUGGCAGGCCGAAGCCCUGAGCCUAGCAGAACAGCUGGCAAAUGCCCAGCGCCAACUGCACCUCACCAGACAGGAAAAGGAAAGUGCAGAGCGAGCGAACGAGGAGCGAGCGGCGUCUGCGAACGUGGAGGCGCAGGAGAGAGAGCAGAGGCUCGCCACAGAGAUGGAGAAGAAGGAGGCGGAGCACCAGAGGACGGUGGCAGAGUUGGACGGCCUGCUGAGCUCCCAAAACUCCCUGAUAAGGAAACUGAAGGAGGAAUGCGGCACUCUGGGAGCCCUGCUGGAGGAACGCUCUGAAAACAGCAGGAGUGAAGUGGAGCAGUUGUCUUUGGAGCGGCGCCACCUUUCGGACACAGUGAAGAGUCUGAGAGCACGCUGUGUCGUCCUGGAGCGGCAGUGUGUGCAGCACGGACUCAUGCACCAACGGAUGAAGGACAGGCUGCAGCAGUUGGACCGUCACUGUCAAAGCAGCGCUCAGCAGGUGUGUGAGCUGCUGGCCAAACAGAACCAGCUGAUGCACGAGAGGAACGCGCUCGCGGAGGAGACGCUCGGCCGACGCGGCGAGGUUCCCAGCGUGAGACGAGUGGACGCUCUGAUCACGUGACCGCAGGAUCACGUGACCGUCCACACUUGACCUUCUACGAGUCGGACUGUUGAACGUAUCUGUCCCCCUAAUGGACACAAUGUGAAAUGGACUUGAAAACUGUGAGAUUUUAUAGUUUAAUUCAGGUUUUUACUUCGGGAUCCACCGAUUUAACCAAAGUAUCGAUAAAGAUUUGAGUAUCUGCUGAUCCCCGAUACCAACCGAUACCAGAGAGUAGUGAAAAUAUAAUAGUAAAAAUGAUCGUGAUGUGUUUUGUAAUCGCAGAACAGCUUUGGAAAAAUACAAGUUUAACAUCAUGAGACGUUUUGGACCAACACUGUUCAGUAAAUCGUCUUAUCACCGAUUUAUCGACCAAAAUGAGAUAUCGACUGAACCGGAAAUGUUCAAUACAAAAACAAACACGUGGAUUAUUCUUCAGCCGUUUUGUUUCUUGAGGCUUUUUUUUCACUCAAGUUUUUAUAAAAUAAUACAAUAGAAAAAGAGAUAUAAGAUUUGAGCUGUAGGAGGCUGGAAAAAUCACUUCUAUGAUUCUUUAUAGACACAAACUAAAGCUAAAGUCUUAUUCUGCUGUUUAUCUUGUGCACAUAGACUGUAUAUACAAGAGGACGUAGCUAAACUGCUAACCCCUCGACUCUGACUGUACCUGCUGCUUCAGACUCGUCAUUUUGAUCUUAAAUGUUCGUAUUAACCCGCUCUACAUGAUCCUGGGUUCAUUUUUUAAAUUUUUUUAUUUGAGUUUUUUUUUUUUGUGGGUUAUUUUUAGUUUAUUAAUACAAAUGUUUUGUUUAUUUUCUUCAUUUUUUUGUUAUUUUGAGGUUUUUUUUGUUGAGUUUAUUUUGAGUCAUUUUUUGUUUUGUUUUUUUAAGUUAUAUUUAGUUUAUCAAUACAUUUUUUGUUUAUUUUCUUCAUUUUUUUAGUUAUUUUAAGUUUGUUUUUUAGUUAUUUUGAGUUUUUGUUGUUUUUUUUCUUAAUUAUUUUGAGUUGAUUUAUUUUAUGAUUUGUUAUAUUCAGGGUUUUUUUAAGUUAUUUUGAGAUUUUUUUUUUUUUUUUUUUGAGUUAUUUUGAAGUUUUAUUUUGUCUAUAUAUUUUUUAUUUUUAUCUGUCCCCUCUCUCUGUCUCUGCUGCUUCAGACUCAUUUUGGUCUUAAAUGUUCGUAUUAACCCUCUACAUGAUCCUGGGGUUUUUAUUUCACUUUUGUGUCUGUAAAUCAAGAUAUGAACAUUAAAAACAGACAAAUCCGGCGCCUUCUCUCGCCCGCUCUCUGCUAAACCAGCGAUCUGGACGGGAGGGGUCGUUACCUUCAACAUCCUCACUCCUGAUUGGCUCUUUGGUCGCUAUGAUACUCACGGUCAGAAUUCCUAAUAUGGAAAUCGACUCCAAAU
Molecule: messenger RNA, 3586 nt
Organism: Periophthalmus magnuspinnatus
Lineage: Eukaryota; Metazoa; Chordata; Actinopteri; Gobiiformes; Gobiidae
Gene: sdccag8
Product: SHH signaling and ciliogenesis regulator sdccag8
Exons: 18
Coding region: 105-2204 (699 amino acids)
Biological process (GO): centrosome cycle; tube formation; establishment of cell polarity
Cellular component (GO): centriole; centrosome
Source: RefSeq, a predicted model, not a curated record